UACAAUUCAGCAAAUCUCACUGUUACAUAUCCUACACCAUUUGUGUAUUAGCCAUGGCUUUAACACUAAACAUAAAUGUCAUUGUUUGCCUGUUUAUGAUAUUAAGCUCUUGGGCUUCACUUGCGAUGUCUCGCACAUUGCAUGAAGCUGCCAUGGACGAGAAACAUGAGCAAUGGAUGGUUCGGCAUGGCCGCACUUACAAGGACCAGGCAGAGAAGGAAAUGCGAUUCAAGAUUUUCAAGCAAAAUCUUGAAUUCAUUCAAAACUUCAACAAGGCGGGCAAUCGGAGUUACAACUUAAGCAUCAAUCAAUUUGCAGACUUAACCGAUGAGGAGUUCCUUGCCUCACGCACUGGGUACAAGCCAAUGCCUGCACAAUCACGAACAUCCUCAACUUCAUUCACCUACCAAAGCCUUACUGAAGUUCCUAGUAGCCUGGACUGGAGAGAAAAUGGAGCCGUAACAGAGGUUAAAGACCAAGGCAAUUGUGGAUGUUGCUGGGCAUUUUCUGCGGUGGCAGCCGUGGAAGGCAUUACCCAGAUCAAAACGGGUACAUUGACCUCACUUUCAGAGCAGCAAUUGCUGGAUUGUUCCACAAAUGGCAAUAACGGCUGCAAUGGUGGACUGAUGGAGAACGCCUUUGAGUAUAUUAUAGACAACAAAGGUCUCACCUCCGAAUCGAAUUACACGUACCAGGAAACAGAAGGAACUUGCGAUACACAAGUGGAACCAGUUGCUCAAAUUCAGAGUUAUGAGAAGGUACCCAGCAAUAAUGAGAAAGCAUUACUACAAGCUGUAGCCAAGCAGCCUGUCUCAGUUGCUAUCGAUGCUUCCGGCAUCAAAUAUUACAGUAGCGGCGUUUUUGAUGGAGAUUGCGGUACUUCCUUAAACCAUGCGGUCACCAUCAUUGGAUACGGAACAGCAGAUGAUGGAACCGAAUACUGGUUGAUCAAGAAUUCAUGGGGCGAGUCCUGGGGGGAGAAUGGUUAUAUGAGGAUUAAGAAAGAUGCUGAUGCGGCGGAAGGUCUUUGUGGCCUUGCAAUGGAUGCUUCCUAUCCAAUUGCAUAAGUUUUUAUAUGGGAGAACAGCCAAGCUUCUUUACUUCGCCAAUAAUUCCUGUUCCUUCCGUGCUUUUGCAGUGUUGCAUCAAUAUAUUGCUGAUGCAUAUAUAUUUUGGUAUUAAAUGUCUUGUUGAAAAUGAAUUAAGUUCACUACUGUACCAUCUCUGGUACUAAGAUUACAUAAUUUUCUAUCCAAGUUCGGACUUCAUUAAUAAACAUGCUCGCAGGAGCCAGAAUCUAAGAGAAAAUUUGAUUAGUUA
Messenger RNA from Mangifera indica (mango), 1320 nucleotides. Its product is annotated as zingipain-2-like. Lineage: Eukaryota; Viridiplantae; Streptophyta; Magnoliopsida; Sapindales; Anacardiaceae. Gene Ontology annotation, cellular component: lysosome. Bases 54 to 1067 code for a protein of 337 amino acids. The transcript is spliced from 2 exons. The record is from RefSeq and is a predicted model, not a curated record. Gene Ontology annotation, molecular function: cysteine-type endopeptidase activity.